AUGGCCUUUUCCGCCUUCCGGUCACCUCUGGUCGAUCUCGGCGACUUCCUGCGGUCACUCGCAGUGCCCCGCACCGCCUACGGCACCAGCGCCCCAAGUCGCGAGCAGGAGGAGUGGGAGGUCUUCCGGGCUCGACAGGGCGGCACCAAGCGCCUCGACUACUUCGGCGGCGAUGUCGUGGGUCCAGCAGGAGCCGUCCUCGUCCUGCGCUCGAUGGAGAAGUCGCCCGGCGUGACCGACAUCGUCCUGUCCCAGAACCAGCUCGGCGACGAUGGCAUGCGGGAGCUACUCGUGGGCAUGAAGCGGCUACGCUCGCGCGACAUCGGAGCUCACCUCGAGAGCCUCAACCUGUCGAACUGCGCCCUGAGCGACGUCUCGCUGCACCUCAUCGCCCUGCAUCUGCUCCAGCCUUCGCCGCACCCACCCUCACUCCGCUCCCUUUACCUCAACUACAACGGCAUCUCUCUCGGCUCGCGCUCGACCCUGUCGACCCUCCCAGAGUUCCUCGGCGGCGUCCUCUCCUCCCCUUCCUGCUCCCUGCGCUGCCUCGACCUCACGAGCAACCGAGGCGUCACGACGCCGGGCUUUACCGCCCUCCUGUCGUCCCUCAAGCUCGCCGCCGGCCCGUCGCACCUCGCCGAGCUCCGGCUGUCGGUGACGGGCCUCACGCCCGACUGCGCCGAGCCGCUCGCCGAGUGGCUCGAGGACCCGAGCGGCGGCGGCCGGCUCCUCGUCCUCACGCUCAACGCGUGUGCCCUCGGUCCCGCCGGCGUGCGGCGGCUGAACCGCAGCGUGACGAGCGGGCGAGCGCCGAGCCUGCUGCACCUCGAGGCGCUCGCGAACGGCGACGCCGGCGACGAGCAGUGGGGCGCUGUCAACGCUGCUCUGGCGGCAGGAGAAGAGGAGGAGCUGGGCGACGAGGCGGCCGAGAAGGCGAGGGUGCAGGAGGCGCUCAAGCGGAACCAGCGCGUGUACCGCGAGACGAGGUUCGCCGCCCUGCGCCUCGCCGCUCCCGCCCGCAUCCUCUUUGGCGGCAACGCGCGCGAGCUCGAGGAGGGCAAGAGCGACGACGGCUCGUUCCCCUUCCUCCGCCUCCCGAUCGAGCUGCAGGUGCACGUCCUGCGCUGCCUCGUCCUCCUCUCCCCCUCUCGCGCCGCGCACCUGUACCCGACCCUCUCUCGCCCUCUCUCGACCUCGUUCCACUCGUCCGACACUCUCUCCUCGCCCCUCACCGAGCCCCAGUUCCUGCGCCUCCUCGCACACUGCGCCUCGCGCCCGACUCUCCUCACCGAGCGCCGCAUCGCCGCCGCUCACGCCGCCGGCGAGGCGCCGUCGCUCAACGCCGCGAGCGGCAGCAAGACGUGGACGAAGCCGUCGGACGAUGCGCAGGACCCGCAGGGAGGGUGGGAGGAAUGGUUCUUGAGGUCGACCGGGUGCGACCGCUUCGAGCGGGCGGCGCCGUUGUAGCGAGAUAGAUAGCGCUCUCGCAACUCGACGAAUCGACUCUCCUC
Messenger RNA from Rhodotorula graminis WP1, 1511 nucleotides. RefSeq lists its product as uncharacterized. NCBI's taxonomy places the organism in Eukaryota, Fungi, Basidiomycota, Microbotryomycetes, Sporidiobolales, Sporidiobolaceae. Gene Ontology annotation, biological process: nucleocytoplasmic transport; activation of GTPase activity. The transcript has 4 exons. The record is from RefSeq and is a predicted model, not a curated record. Bases 1 to 1467 code for a protein of 488 amino acids. Gene Ontology annotation, molecular function: small GTPase binding; GTPase activator activity. Gene Ontology annotation, cellular component: cytosol; perinuclear region of cytoplasm; nucleus.